Messenger RNA from Linum trigynum, 5256 nucleotides. NCBI's taxonomy places the organism in Eukaryota, Viridiplantae, Streptophyta, Magnoliopsida, Malpighiales, Linaceae. The record is from the annotation of a GenBank genome assembly.
AUUCCAGGCCCACGUUCUCAUUUAAUUUGUAUUUUUUAUUUCCGAUUUCCCUUCCUUCUACUCUUUCACCUCAUUCGAAUAAGUUUCUUGGCCUUCAGAAAACCAAACCUUGACUCAAUCAUCUGGUUCUUUUAUGUGCUUGCAUCUACCUUUGAUUUCCGUUCUCUAAGCGUUAGAUCGGUAUUGGUUUUGCCGUAAGUUAUUUUUCCUCUUUCAGAUUUCUGUUUGUUGUUGUCACUGCUUUUAAGUUUUAGGGAUUCGGGUUCUGGGUUUUUUUUUUCAGGGAUUCGGUUGCAAAGAUUCAUCUCCCUUACCUUGGUUCAUUCCGUUUUCUUUAUUCUCUCUUACCUUCCUCGCUUCAUUCUGUUGAUUGGAUUCUCUAGAGAUCAAAAGGGGAUUUUUGAUUUUUCUCUUUCUCUUGAAAGUAACAAAGCUGCUUACUUUAAAUUCUACUUCGCUUAGACUGUCUUCCAGAGAGCAGCCGACUGCCGAUUUUGAGCUGAGUUUUUCCGGGCCGCAGAGAAAGAAGAGGAAAGAAAGAGACGUUCGGCGGCGGCAGCCAGGUACUUCGUCCGGGUCGUUUUCCGGGUCAGUAAACCGAAGGGCCGGCUAUAAACUACCGCUGGCCUGGCGGGGGAAAAGGAAAGCGUAAACCAUAAGGCCUCGGGGAUCCAUUUCUCUCGCCAGCCCAUACUUCAGAGGCCCAGCCUACUUGAGUCCAGAACCAGCCCAUCGCCGACGAAAUUUGGCACGCCGUCCCCCACCCGCCACCAUGUAUGAGACAUAAUCAAUUUACUUUCUUAUGUUAACUCUGUUGCAGGUAAAUGUCGAAAUCCAACUUGAUCAGUAAGGUUUUCUCUCAUAUGUUUCUAGGUUAAUUAAUCUAAUGGGACUGGCUAUGAUCUGAUAAUGUACUUUCAGCUCUAAUCACUAAAGAAGUAUAAAGUAGGCGGUAUUGAUAAGCAUGCUCCACUGGUUAGUGUAUUGGUUCUACCAGGCUUUUUUCCCGUUAUUACAUAAGAUCAUUGGACAGUUUUAUCUCACUCCAUUAGUUUGUUUUAUUGUUCUUCAACUUCAUUUGCAUUGUAUUUGUAUUGUGACAUUGGAGUUGGAAUCCAUUUGUGCUAAAAGUACAAAGCGUAAACUGCAUAAUUGAAAGAAGGGAUAAGCUUGGUAUAGUUAGAAGAACUAGAAUUGGUAAGCACUUAUAGUGCUUUUCUUAUUGCCAGCUUGCUUCUUUUUCAAACUUCUCUUUGGAUAUGGUUUUUAUGGAUGCCUUUGAAUUAUAUUUGUGUUGGCCAUUACAUUGUUGUCCUUCUCGCUCUUCCUUUGCAUCCCCAAGCUUGGAAGCCAUUCUGUUAUAUGUGUUUUGUUCAUCAAUUUAAAUUAUGCCUUAUAUAGUUAUAUUUUUCUUCGACUGUUAUGUUUGUGUGGUGUGUUGUAUGUGUCAUUAACUCGCACAAACUUAUAAUUGGUGAGGAGUUCAACUUCUGUUGUAACAAUUAAUUAAUUUAUAUGAAUGGUAGCUGCAAAAUUUACUGGAACGGGUGCAUCAUUUACCACGACCUCUAUUUCAGAUUGCAUCAGGUUAUUGGAGAAUUUAAUAUGGAUAGUGCAAAUGUCAUCCCAUCUGCCCAACCACAGAUUUAUCGAUCGUCUGUACCAUGUGAGUGUCAUGGUUUAGCACGCAACUGCUUCAAUGCAAACUGACAUUAAUAUUUUCCCUUGAAUCUCAUUUGUUUAGGGAAACGUCGAGCAGUGUUUAUUCAUCCUGAAGAUCAGUACCAACGCUGUGUUUUAUUUGCUGAAGAGGAAGAAGCAUUUGAGAGAGGUGUGUUAUCUGUGUUUUAAUUUUUCUAAUUAGUUCAUCUAUUCAAUGAGUAAUACAUGGUUUUAUAUUUAAAUUCUGUAGAAGAAGCUGCCUUACAAUUCCAACUCUCUCAACUUCGGCGAAUACUAUCCCAAGUCGCCCGUAAGAGAAGACAUCAUAUUUUGAAACAGAAGGUUCAUAGGAGGGGCUUGCCUUUUGAACACCAAGGUUGUUGUUUGCUAAAUUUUGUAGCAAGUCUUACAAAUUAGGCUAUUCUAGAUUGUUGAAUCUUUAUUUAUUUCUUUAAUAUCGUAUGUGUUUUGGUGUUGUUCAUAGUUUUGGAGCCGGAGUUUAGAUUUCUAUUACAAAAGCAAAGUCGAUUACUUCGACGUAUUCAUCUGCAUAGAAAGAGACGUGGCCGAAGGUUCUUUCCUACAGAAGUCAAUCAAAGUAUGUGGAUUCUAAUGGCCACUAUUAUACAUGAAAUGGUUCAUCUCUAUUGUGGUUUAGUUUUUGUACAUUGGAUAUAUGUUUUUGUGUUCUGGUCAACAUAUUUUGUUUCCUAUUUUGGUUUUAGAACAUAUAAUGUACCCAUUUAUGCCAUGCAUAUAAUUUAGUGAUGUACGCUUCAUGUCACCUUAUGCAAAUAGUGGAUUGUUUUUAGAUGUUGAUGUGUCAACGGCAAAUUUGUGUGUUAUGAACAAACUUUGGUGUUUCCUGAAAUUUGACUUAUUCUUACUUAAAAUGAGCGGUAUACCAAUCUAUCUUGCCUUGAGAACAUUUAUUUUAAUAAUUGUGUUUACUGUAGCGCGCCUAAAUUGGCUUCACAGUUUCUCAAUCUCAUUCAAUUAUGAAUUACUGUGACAAAAAUUUAUUAAUAUUACUUAUCUAUUUCACUAGGUCUUCCGUUGGUUGAAUUUUUUGAUAUUGGUCCACCUUCAUGUACGUGUCAACAUUGUGGAGCAGUUAUGUGGCGGUUCGAGAGUACUUUAUCUACACGGAAUGAUGUGUUGCCUGCAUUUCCUUUAUGUUGCAAACAUGGUAAAGUGAAAUUGCCUCCCCGCAGAGAUGUGCCCGAAUUUCUUAAAACUCUACUUGAAGGGGAUACACCAUUAGCGCGUCACUUUCGUACUAACAUCAGAGCCUAUAAUGGGGGUUUUUGCUUUAUUUCUCUCGGAGGUAAAGUCAAUCACUCUAUUAAUGAUGGUCGUGGAGUUUAUGUAUAUUCAAUUGGUGGUCAGAUUUAUCAUCGAAUAGGAUGUUUGGUUCCUGGUGAUGGGGAUAGUCCGAAAUUUGCACAGCUUUACAUUCACGAUUCAGAUAACGAGGUGCAGAAUCGUAUGGACUUUUACUCCACUGAUCCUGCCAAGAAUCCGUUGCGCCAGUGUAUUGUUGAAGGCCUCCAGCAUAUGUUUGAUGACAAUAAUAUCCUGGUACGUACAUUUCGUUCUGCGCGAGAUAUGAUACAAAACUCUGGUGUCCAGGAGCUUCAACUGAAACUAUUGGCUAAGCGUGAAAUUAAUAGUAGAGAAUAUGAUUUGCCCUCUGCGAAUGAGAUUGCAGCAUUGAUUGUAGAUGAAAUAGGAGAGCAAUCUUUUUCUCCAGAUAUAAUUGUUCAACAGAAGGGUUCAGAAAUGGAAAGGAUUAGCGUAUACCAUCCAAGUCUGAUGGCAUUACAAUAUCCAAUUUUAUUCCCAUAUGGCGAGGAUGGGUGGCAUCCCUGCAUUAGCUAUAGUCACAGUAGCUCUAAUAUCAGUGUUGGAGAUAAAAUGAUAACCCAGUGUGAUUUCUAUGCAUAUCGUCUUCAAACCCGUCUCCAGGAGUCGAAUUCUCUGUUAUUAUCUGGUAAAUUAUUUCAACAAUAUAUGGUGAAUGCAUUUGCGUUAAUUGAGGCUGAACGCUUAGACUGGAUGCGUACCCAUCAGUCGAAGCUAAGAGGACACUACUACAAGGAUUUGUUGAAUUCUUAUUUGCGAGGGGAUAGUGAUAUCAAGCUUUCUGGGAAGCCAGUUAUUUUAGCUGCCUCACACACUGGUAGUCCAAGAUACAAGUAUGAGAAUUUUCAGGAUGCGAUGGCUAUUUGCAAGUGGAUUGGUUAUCCUGAUUUGUUUAUAACAUUCACUUGCAAUUCUAACUGGCCAGAGAUACAGUUAAUGGUUGAUUUGAUUAGAAGGUAAAGUGGCAAAGAUCCUGACCGGGCUGACAUCACCGCCAGAGUUUUCAAAAUCAAGCUUGAUGAGUUUAUGUUAGAGAUUCGCGAGAAACAAAUAUUUGGGAAAAUCAAUGCAUGUAUGUGUGCUUAUUCAUUCGUUAUUUAUCUAUUAAUGUUCAUCCAUUACUCUCUUACCUCAUUGAACUAAUAUUCCUUUUUCACUAUUUGCAUCUUGCUGUACAGAUGUCAAAGCAAUUGAAUGGCAAAAGCGGGGUCUCCCUCAUGCACACAUAUUGCUUUUUUUGGCCUCGGAGAAUAAAUUCCAUGGUCCUGCGGCUAUUGAUUCCAUAAUAUGUGCUGAAAUUCCGGAUCCUGAUCUUGAUCCUGAGCUGUAUGCAGUUGUCACAAGUUCAAUGAUGCAUGGCCCCUGUGGUACAGUACGUCCUAAUAAUGUGUGCAUGAAGAAUGGGAAAUGUAGUAAGCAUUACCCCAAGGAAUACUCUUCUCAAACAACUAUUGAUGAAACUGGGUUUGCUAAAUAUCGUCGGCGGAACAAUGGUAGAGUUUUCAACUAUGGCGGCGUUGAUCUGGAUAAUCGAUGGGUUGUACCCUACAAUCGAUAUUUGUUACUACGAUUUGGAGCGCAUAUCAAUAUUGAAUAUUGUAACAAGACAAGGUAUGGCUGAAGUAAAUCGUAUUUAUCUAUAUGACGUUGUUGUUUCCUUUAUUAUAUUACCAAACUCAGAUUCUUAAUGACAGGCUAUAUGUAUAUUUAUAUGCUACACUCAUUAUUAACUUUAUGCAUGCAUAUGAAUUAUGAUUUAAUUUUCAAAGAUGAAUAAAAACCAAACCAAUAUUUGUGCGAUUUCUCUUUUUUUUUUUAGUUAUUUUAUAAACCCAGUGUUAUCUUAUUGGUGUGACUUCUUGUCGCAACUCUGUAAUUUUUGUAAUAUUUUUUGGUGUGUUUUCCUUCAUUUUUUUUUUUGCCCCUUGGAUAAGCUAUUGUGAUCCAUUUGUUGCAUUUUGUUCUCUGUACUUUGAUUUCUUAUUUAAUACAAGUCACAUUUAAGAAAAAAUGGAAUACAACUUUUUUCCUACUUCCCUAUCUAACAUCUACAACUUGGUUUUAUUUGAUGUUUCUAUAGGGCUGUGAAAUAUUUGUUUAAGUACAUCAACAAACCCGAGGAUCGUGCAAUGGUCACUGUAGCUGCACAACAAACAGCUUCGGCUAUGGAUGGUCGGAAUCGUGGAACUACGGUUGUGCAAAUCGAUGAGAUAAAGGCAUUCAUGGAUG